CCACUGCAGCCUGCAUAAUCAUUGGCUCAUUCUCCUCCUCGCCCUCUUCCGAUCCGAUCACCGGUCAGUUCGUUCCUUGCUCGUAGACGCGUCGGCGAGUGGACAGCCAUGUCGCCGUCCAGGAGCUCUUCUUGGCCUGCUCCGCUGAUCCUCUCCGUUCUUCUCGUGUGCACCGCCAAUGGUGACCAUCUCUCCGUCAGAUACUACGACAAGACCUGCCCCAGCGCGCAGCACAUCGUGCAGUCCGUGCUGUCAUCGAAGGUCGCCGCCGAGCCGUCCAUGGCCCCUGCCGUGCUCCGCCUCUUCUUCCACGACUGCUUCGUCAACGGGUGCGAUGGCUCCGUCCUCCUGGACCGCACGCCCUUCUUCUUGAGCGAGAAGGAGGCCGAGCCCAACGACUCCCUUCGAGGCUUCGACGUGAUAGACGAGAUCAAGUCCCACCUCGAGCACGCCUGCCCGGCCACCGUCUCCUGCGCCGACAUUCUCGCCCUCGCUUCCCGCGACGCCGUCGCUCUGCUCGGGGGCCCCGCAUGGAACGUGCCGCUCGGCAGGAAGGACUCUCGCUACGUCAACAUGUCCGCCGCCAUGUACGACCUUCCCAGCCCGCACGACAACGUCGCUGCCCUAAUCACCUUGUUCGGGGAGUACGGCCUGGACGCGCAAGACAUGGCAGCUCUCUCCGGCGCGCACACCGUUGGGACGGCACGGUGCCACCAAUUCAGGGAACGCGUGUAUGGCUACGACGGCGAGGGCGGCGCUGACAUCGACCCUGCCUUCGCGGAACUCCGCCGGAAGACGUGCCAGGCCGGUGACAACGCCGCGGCGCCGUUCGACGAGCAGACGCCAACGAGGUUCGACAACGCCUACUACAGGGACCUUGUCGCGCGCCGCGGUCUCCUCACCUCCGACCAGGCUCUCUACGGCUGCGGUGGUCCGCUGGACCAUCUGGUCGAGACGUACAGCAUGGACGCCGAGGCGUUCUCCCGGGACUUCGCCAAGGCGAUGGUGAAGAUGGGGAACAUACCCCCGCCACCGGGCAUGCCGGUGGAGGUGAGGCUCAGCUGUAGAAAGGUCAACUAUUGAUGAUAUGACGUCAAUGCAAUCGAAACGUGUUGGGUUCAAUUAAUACAUGUGUAUUUCCAUUUAAUAAAUAAUAAAUAAAAAUGUUGUUGAAGAAAUGUAAUUGAAUUACUUUUCGUUUAUUUGAUUUGUAAUGUUGAAAUUAAUUUUUUUUUCUGCGUGUCAGUUGGUGAAUGAUGAUGGUUUU
Phragmites australis (common reed) is the source of this 1267-nucleotide messenger RNA. RefSeq names its product peroxidase P7-like. Gene Ontology annotation, molecular function: heme binding; peroxidase activity. NCBI's taxonomy places the organism in Eukaryota, Viridiplantae, Streptophyta, Magnoliopsida, Poales, Poaceae. Bases 109 to 1083 code for a protein of 324 amino acids. The record is from RefSeq and is a predicted model, not a curated record. Gene Ontology annotation, biological process: response to oxidative stress; hydrogen peroxide catabolic process. The transcript has 2 exons.